AUGGGCGUCAACGCCGAGCGUGAUGAGAACAACCUACCGCUAGACUGCGAAUCGCCGCCUGUCAUGCCUCAGCAGCUGCUCAGGCUGUGUCUCUCCAACUCCAUUCAGGACGUGAUCAACGAGUACUGCUGCCGCCUCGAAACGUUCUGGACGCCCGAGCAAGCUGAGGAGAUCGAAGCGAACCAUCGAGACCUGAUCAAGUUGUACCGCGGCGACGAUGCCAAGCAGAACGCGAUCGACAAGCACGACAUCAACACGCUGUUCAAUGACGCCUGGGACUGUGUGUCUCGUUUGAAGCAACUUCCCGCAUUAUGUGGCGGUCUCGAGACCAUCUUCCCGAAUGCGACGUCGGUCGAAAGUGAUUUCUCGAUCUCGCACCUACGACUGGUAACUCUUUCUACGUACUUGUAA
This is a messenger RNA of Peronospora matthiolae, 411 nucleotides long. The record is from the annotation of a GenBank genome assembly. NCBI's taxonomy places the organism in Eukaryota, Oomycota, Peronosporomycetes, Peronosporales, Peronosporaceae.